AUGGCGGAGUUUGUACAGCAAAGCAUCGAAGAGAUGCUGCCAGAGCUGCAGCAGAUGGAACGAGUCGGCCUCUUUACAAAGGAAGAGACUCGACAAAUUCUUCGCAGAAGAAAAGGAUAUGAGUACAAGCUGCGCAGAAGAACAAAGUGCAAAGAAGAUUUUCUUCAAUACAUACAGUAUGAAAUAAAUGCACUGGGAUUAGUCAAAAUGAGGAGAGAGAAAAUUGGGUAUUCAUUCAAAAAGCUGGAGAUAGACAUUGCAAUUGUCCAGAGAAUUCACCAGCUGUUUAGGUUGGCUACAACUCGAUUCAAGGAUGACAUAAAGCUGUGGCUAUCCCAUAUAGAAUUUGCCAAGGAAAGGCGUGAAAAGGCGACAGUUAGCAGGCUGUUUACAAACAUGUUACAAAUCCACAACAAGAAACCAGAUUUAUGGCUAUUAGCAGCUAAAUGGGAGUUCGAGGAGAAUGUUAAUUCUGAGAAUGCUCGGAGUCUCUUACAGAGGGGAUUACGGUUUAAUUCAGACUCCAGAAAACUCUGGUUGGAGUAUUACAGAAUGGAACUUUUGUUUGCAGAAAAGAUGAGAAAACGAAGAGAAGUUCUGGGUGGCCCACUCCCUGAGGAUGAGACUGAGGUGUCAGAUGCCGUACUUCAGGGAGCAGUGGCUCGGGUUGUUUAUCAGCAGGCACUAGAGGCUAUCCCAGGUAAGGGGGAAUGGUGUAUAAGCAGGCACUAG
Liolophura sinensis is the source of this 732-nucleotide messenger RNA. RefSeq names its product U3 small nucleolar RNA-associated protein 6 homolog. Gene Ontology annotation, molecular function: snoRNA binding; protein binding. Gene Ontology annotation, biological process: maturation of SSU-rRNA from tricistronic rRNA transcript (SSU-rRNA, 5.8S rRNA, LSU-rRNA). Bases 1 to 732 code for a protein of 243 amino acids. The transcript is spliced from 11 exons. The record is from RefSeq and is a predicted model, not a curated record. Gene Ontology annotation, cellular component: small-subunit processome; Pwp2p-containing subcomplex of 90S preribosome. NCBI's taxonomy places the organism in Eukaryota, Metazoa, Mollusca, Polyplacophora, Chitonida, Chitonidae.